AUGAUCCCAACAGAGGCAUCCACACUCCUCGCCUCCCUCUCCACUCACCCUCUCAUCUCCGCCGCCGCAGCAGCUUACGUCCUCUGCGUCCUCUACCUACCUCGCCGCCUCCUCGCACUCAUUGUCUCCCCCAUCCCAAUCUCCACUCUCAUUCUCCUCGCCGUUCUCCUCCGCUCUUGUUCAUCCUCUUCAUCCUCUUCAUCCUCUUCCCCUCACGAAACGAAAACCCCGGCGGAGGAGGCGCACCUCCAGCGCCACCCAUCUCCGGCCGACCAUCAUCCGGAGCCUCCAUCCACUGCUACAGCCUUCCACCAGAGGACCGUUUACUUUGAGUGGCCCCGGUUCGGCCCGCUGGAAGUCAUCUACGAGGAGUAUGAAGAGGAUGAGGAAGAAGAAGAAGAAGACAGCUUGAUGGGCUCCGACGAUGAAGACUCGAGGUGUGAUUCGGCCUGGGGUUCGUGGCCGGCGUUUGAGUGGCCGGAGAGAUUAUUGUUCCAGAGCGAGGUUGAGGAGGAGGACGGGAUGAUCGAGAUACCUCUCGAGGAGGACAACCUCAUCGAGAUCGAUAUAUCGGCCUGCCGGUGA
Molecule: messenger RNA, 585 nt
Organism: Spirodela intermedia
Lineage: Eukaryota; Viridiplantae; Streptophyta; Magnoliopsida; Alismatales; Araceae
Source: the annotation of a GenBank genome assembly